Messenger RNA from Dipodomys ordii (Ord's kangaroo rat), 690 nucleotides. RefSeq names its product transmembrane protein 182 (gene Tmem182). The transcript has 5 exons. Gene Ontology annotation, cellular component: membrane. NCBI's taxonomy places the organism in Eukaryota, Metazoa, Chordata, Mammalia, Rodentia, Heteromyidae. The record is from RefSeq and is a predicted model, not a curated record. Bases 1 to 690 code for a protein of 229 amino acids.
AUGAAACUCAAUGUCACCAUCUUCUUUGGGGCCAUUUUUGGUGCUUUGGGGGUUUUACUGUUUUUGGUGGCUUUUGGAUCAGAUUAUUGGCUUCUUGCAACUGAAGUGGGGAAGUGUUCAGGUGAACAGAAUAUAGAGAAUGUCACUUUCCACCAUGAAGGAUUCUUCUGGAGGUGUUGGUUUAAUGGAAUUGUGGAAGAGAAUGACUCUAAUGUCUGGAAGUUCUGGUACACUAAUCAGCCACCAUCUAAGAACUGUACACAUGCCUACCUGUCUCCUUACCCCUUCAUGAGGGGCGAGCAUAAUUCAACCUCCUAUGACUCUGCAGUUAUUUACCGGGGGUUCUGGGCAGUCCUGAUGUUGCUGGGAGUGGUUGCUGUCCUGACUGCAAGCUUCCUGAUCAUCUGUGCAGCCCCCUUCGCCAGCCACUUCCUUUAUAAAGCUGGAGGAGGUUCCUACAUCGCUGCAGGUGUCCUGUUCUCCCUGGUGGUGAUGCUGUAUGUCAUCUGGGUCCAGGCAGUGGCUGACAUGGAAAGCUACAAAGCCAUGAAAAUGAAAGAAUGCUGGGAGUUCACUCCUUCUGUGCUUUACGGCUGGUCGUUUUUCCUGGCCCCAGCUGGGAUAUUUUUCUCUCUUUUAGCUGGGUUGCUAUUUCUAGUCAUUGGACAUCAUAUUCAGUUACAUCACUAA